Molecule: messenger RNA, 973 nt
Organism: Oppia nitens
Lineage: Eukaryota; Metazoa; Arthropoda; Arachnida; Sarcoptiformes; Oppiidae
Exons: 4
Coding region: 59-973 (304 amino acids)
Source: RefSeq, a predicted model, not a curated record
UAUAAUAUAUUGCAUUCACAACAUGUGAUGCAAUGUUUGUGUUGUUUUGAUUGCAAUUAUGUUAAGAAAAGUCAGUAAUUCAAUCAAUUGUCGACUUUUGAUAACUAAACGAUACAUCGGUUCACAAGUGGUUAAACCAAACGAACGGUUAGUUAAAAACAAUACACAAAAUGGCCAACAAUUGGCCACAAACUACGGUAACAAUGAAUUGAAUAAAAAUGAAGAACAAAUGGAAAUUCAAGUGAAAGAAAUGUUGGAUCAAGUGAUCAAAAAAGAUAAGGAAAUGGACAGAGAAUGGCAACUAAAUGUAUAUAACGACCACAAGAAGUUACAUAACGUGAUUACCCAUCCGUCCUCAUGGGUUCACCAAAGAUUAGACCUUUUCAUGUUUCUCGUCUCUCAUUUUAAGCCCGACUGGUCUUUGAGUGGUUGGAAGAAAAGACUUAAAAAUUAUAUUCAUUACAGAGAGAAAAAUAUGCAACAAUUUAAUCCUAAACGACACGCGGAUCUCGGUCCAGAGCUUGCAAUCGCAAACUUCGUGAUCGAUAGGGGAGGGAAAGUCAAGUUUACACAUUCGCCUAAUUCUUGGGCAACAAAAUUAUCACAUUUUCCUAGACGUUAUGAUCCACGAUAUAGAUUGUUAUCAGUGGACUCUUCGAAUUUAAAGCUCAGAUAUGAAUCAUUGGACAACUUUGUUGAGAUGUAUUCACUGCAAGAAUUAGAUCUUUCGGACAAUUUAUUGGACGACUGGGCGUGCGAUAAGUUGUCGCGACUUUUUAGGAACAGUACUCUUCAUACACUAAACUUAUCAAACAAUCCGAUGAUCACUCACAGGGGUAUUGAAAAAUUACAUUGGAUUAGGUCUCUGAAUAAGUUAACCAUCACUGGCACGGCUGCCGCUAACUAUCCAUUUCUCGACCUAUUAGUGCUUAGUUUUAAUGAUUUAAUACCCGAUUGUCAGAUCAUUACUUAA